This is a messenger RNA of Polychytrium aggregatum, 1920 nucleotides long. RefSeq lists its product as uncharacterized. NCBI's taxonomy places the organism in Eukaryota, Fungi, Chytridiomycota, Chytridiomycetes, Polychytriales. The transcript has 4 exons. The record is from RefSeq and is a predicted model, not a curated record. Bases 1 to 1920 code for a protein of 639 amino acids.
AUGGCCCAGAUGCCGCUGGAAUUCCAUCCCAACAACCGCCUGAUCAACCCGAGAUUCGAGAGCUAUAAGCUCCGCCUGGGUGCAGGUGUUCGCUCGGUCUCCUACCAUCCGUUGCGCGCGGCUGAUGGGCAGCCUACUACAGUGGCCCUCGAUGCCAAGGCCCCAUGCGUUUCUCAGCUGCCCUUCAAGGUCCUGGAGUUCAGGAGCCGGUUCAACAACCUCUUUGCCAAUCCGUUCAGGCGCAACUCUUUCUUCUUUGUCGAUCAGUUCUAUCGGGUGAUCCAUGCCGUUGUCGAUGAGACCACGUCCGAUGUCAAGUUCCAGUCCCUCUAUCGGUUCCCGAUUCCAGCCCUUCCCGAGCUGUCGCGGGAAUACCCGUCGUCUCACCAGCUGCUCGACACCGGGAUCAUCCGCCACCGCCUGUUCUCCGAGCCACCUGUCGAAUCGUCGGCAUGCACGCUUUUGGAUGCUCUGUUGGAGCCUGGGCCAUCGGCGGACAGGAUCACGCUCUGCGUCUCGUAUCUUGUCCCAGGAGAAGACAGCCCCGAAUCGCCAAUGGCGCUCAAAGCCAGCCGAGAGACCCGAUACUCUUUCCGUCUCGAUCUGCUGCAGAUGGAGCUGCUGCGAACGGGAGGAUCGACGCCGGUUCAGAGACUGGCGAGCUUCCGAGGUGUCGAUCAACCGUACUCCGUGCUGAUCGAGUCUGGCGGCCUUGGGUUGGUCGUGGCCAGUGCAAGACCCUUUGAAGCCUGUCUGCGCAAGGAUGCAGUAGUGCCCACGGUUGUAGAUGGCCCCGCUGAUGCAGCCGUGCCGAUUCAAGUCGAGCCGCAUCUGGCUGGGCCUUCGGUGCCCUCCGCCCAGGACACUGCAGCCCCGUUUGAGUACAUGUGGAUGCAGUCCGACUCGGACGUCACCCUCUCGAUCAACUUUCGCGAGCCCUUCGACAAGCGCCAGGUCCGGUGCCGGUUUGAGCGAUCCCGGAUCGUCCUGUCGAUUCUGUCGCCGGACAUUCCCACCAUCUUGCCGGACGUGCUCUUUGACCAGAUCGUUCCAUACGAAAGCCUGUGGACGCUCGAAGGCAACCGCAAUCUGACGCUGUACCUGCAGAAGAGCAACGAAAAUACUCGCUGGAGCCAGCUCUUCGACAGCGCCGAGUCUGAGCCCGAGACCCUGGACCCAAGCGAGCUUGCCGUCUUUGUCGAGAAGCUGGAAAAGUACACGGCUCCGGACGACGGAUCGUUUGGCCAUCGUGCUUAUGCCCCGGGCACGGUCAUGGACCAGCAGCGGUUCCUCUCCGAACGCUCGGAGAAGGUUGAUUUUGAGGGCCGCCCCGUUGCGCUGGCUCGGUUCUUGAUCAAUCCAACGGCUGCCCCGGCGAGAACACACGUUUCGUACGGGUCGGGCCACGAAUGGCUCGGCAACAUGCUUGUUGCUGGUCCGCCCAGCGAUUCCAUCGACAGCAGCCUCCCUGGUGCCCCUCAGGUGCUCGGAUCGACAGCGGCCUCCUCCAGGUGCAUGGGUCUCUUGCUGCAGUCCGAUGUCGAUGCCCUCGUCUACACAGUUCAAACUGCUUCCUCGGCAAGUGGCGGCAAGUCCUCCGAUGCAACCUCUGGUGUCGACGUGGCCCAUGUGCGGACAUUCGACGCCUUGGGUUUUGUCCAGGCCAGCAAGACGCAGAAAAAGUAUAUCGCCUUCACGGACGACCAUCGUUACGCCCUGAUUGCCGAGGCCAAGAAGCAACUGUACAUCUACCAGCAUUCGAGCCAGGACUGGGCCGAUCAAUAUCUUGUGACCCUGGACGGGCUGGGCGAAGCCGGCGGUGCCGACGAAGUCGUCGGGCUCGGGCAGAUCCGCGUGGCUAAUGGCAGCGGGUUUCUCGUCCUCAGGGAUUCGGGUGCCGUGGUGAUCCAGAUGGAAUAA